Temnothorax curvispinosus is the source of this 2029-nucleotide messenger RNA. RefSeq lists its product as uncharacterized. Lineage: Eukaryota; Metazoa; Arthropoda; Insecta; Hymenoptera; Formicidae. The transcript is spliced from 10 exons. Bases 335 to 1675 code for a protein of 446 amino acids. The record is from RefSeq and is a predicted model, not a curated record.
AUGACAUGCGAGGUAAAGGCACACGCAAGUGCUCCGAUGUCUCAUAUGGCGGAUACCCGACGGGACGACGCCGGCGUCAAUACGGAGAAUCAUGAUUUUCCCACGGGACAAUCGAUAGCUCAAUCCUUGGUUCGUUAAUUCAAUUAGGACGAUGAGAGAUCUGCGUCGUGUCGGUGCAUCAUUUCUCAGCUUACCACGAGAUUGUUGCUUCUAAAAUAUUCAGCACGAUGAAUCCGUCUAACCGUGUAUCGUACCUCCUUUUUACGUGCUCAAAAUGUUUGCGCGUGAGACAGCGAUGAGGUCUAUCGGGCAGCUGGUCUAAAAGAGUUCAGCUAUGGCUGAAGGUGGAACGGAGCCAAAGUCUAUUGACGGUCAGAUCUCGAGGGGUCAGUUAGAGAUAAACGAAUGCCUCGGUAACUGGUUGACGUACUUACAGACACUUAAUGGCCUAUGUACAGCUGGUACUAAACUGGCCCAAUCCCUGCAAGCGCUUCUCUCCGCGCACGAUACGGUGGCGCAGUGCCGUCUGACAGGCCAAUGUCUGGCUGGAUGGGAAGAAUUGGCGAGAGCUACCCACGUAGCCAGCAGUACGGUUAAAAAUCAUGUCAUCACCGCUCUGAGAGAUCAUGAAUCGCGCGACAAUGACGGGGACAAGCAUGAUAUUCUCAGAGAAAAUCUCUUGACAUUCAUAAACUUGCAAUAUCAAUUCUGCAUUGCUUGUUGCGAGUGCUUGGGUGGCAUGGCGGAAUGCUCUUGUUCUCAGAGCGGUAGCGGCGAUUGCGACAUCGCCGCGCUUCAGCAAUGUUUCGAGCGUCUUUACAGCUCGCCGGUACUACCAAUUUCCUCCUCGUCCACCCAACAGUCCGUGCUGAAUUGUCGGAGGUCCCCCUUGCCGUAUUCGUUGUUCCCUCUGCAGGUUCAGAGGAGAUGGUCAGAAACGGCGGCGGCGGAAAUGUCGGGCGAGUCCGCCGAGAGCACGAUGAGGCGUUGGUCGAUGCCCUGGGAUUGCAAGCACGUUAUCGAGUGGCCGCGCCAGGACGCGAGGUCGCGAUUAAGGGUGCCUCAGCAGGAUCGCAGUAGAUCGACCACGCCUGACUCGAUGUGGAAAACGUCGAUGGCUAGUCAGGAUGGUCUCCAAGAAGCCAUUCAGCUAUUGUCUUGCAAGCCAGGAGUUCGGCCGUCCAAUCAACUCUCGGCUUACACUAGUCAGCAUAUCCCGGGCGUCACUUUGACGACCUGCAAUUUCGACUCGAAUUACGACUCCGCUAUUUGGUCGGGGUCGCGUAGGAUAGGUUCACCUAGGUGCUGGCCGCAGGACUCCAGCGAUCAUUCGGAUCAAUCCGGGCAUCGCGAUAGCGAUCACAGCGUUCACAGCGAACACAGGGACUCGGAACAGAGCGGUGCCAGCGGCAGUCACGGCGAUAGCAAGGACAGCAUUCACUCCCAUAGCGAUCAUAGAGAAACCGAAACCGGUACAACGGACACCCUGCCGUCUCGCAAGAGCAGCUCGUCGACCGACUCCUGCGUCUCGGCGCACAGUCGGUCAGGUUCGGAAAGCGCGGGUGGCGGGGAGUGCACGAGGUCGCAAUUGUACUCGAUGUGGAGCGGCGGCGAUCUGUCCUUCAUCAAAUUGCCGGAAAGUAACGAGAUACAAGAUGAACAUCCACCCACUUAAAUAUCCGACACUUUUUGUUUUAUAUCCAAAAUGUAUCCGAAAAAAAAUCUCAUCCUUUGGAUUACUGAACCGUGAAACGAUAUCUCUUUUUUAAGAGAUAUCUUGGAAGAAAUAUUCUCUUAUCUUUGAAGAAUGUGCUCUGCACAUUGAGAAAAUAAAAGAAAUUCAAGAGAUUUUUUUCUCUCGAAGCCAUUUUUGACAAAUAAAGCCUCGUACAAAAAUGAUUUUACUCUACGUUGUAUUUUUUCACGAGGAAUUUUCUUCUGUACUUCAUGAUUCACAUGGUCCAGUGAUCCAAAAAUAAAUCGUCGCCACGAUGAAACUUGUUGACCCGUGAAAUCACUUAGAGAUGCG